Messenger RNA from Gallus gallus (chicken), 8389 nucleotides. RefSeq names its product FERM domain containing 8 (gene FRMD8). The record is from RefSeq and is a predicted model, not a curated record. Gene Ontology annotation, cellular component: cytoskeleton; plasma membrane. Gene Ontology annotation, biological process: negative regulation of canonical Wnt signaling pathway. The transcript is spliced from 11 exons. NCBI's taxonomy places the organism in Eukaryota, Metazoa, Chordata, Aves, Galliformes, Phasianidae. Bases 73 to 1386 code for a protein of 437 amino acids.
GACGUCACGCGGCGCGACUCCCUCUCCCUCCGUUCUCGUUUCGGUCGCGUUUGGGCCGAGCGCGCCCCGGGGAUGGAACCGGAACCGGAACCAGAACCGGAAGCGGCGGCCUCCGGGGCUGUCGCAGCGGUCCGUGUGUUCCUGCCCGACGGCUCCGCGGUGCCGCUGGCGCUGCCCCCCCCGGUGCUGGGGCUGACGGCGGCCGUAUUGCUGCGCUGCCUGUGGGACACGGCCGGGCUGGGCCCCGAGGGCUGCGCCGCCAUGGCCCUAUGGCUGGUGUCGGGGCUGCUGGAGGUGCAGCUGAAGCCGCGGCAGCAGCCGUUCCGCCUGCGGCGGCAGUGGGCAGAGCUGGUGCUGCGCCUCAGCGAUGCCCCCCCCGGAGCUGUGGCCAGGGAUGAGCCGUGCCUGCACCUGCGCCGCAACGUCUUCUUCCCGAAGCACAAGGAGCUGGAGCUGCAGGACGAGGCGGUGCUGCGCCUGUUGGUGGCGGAGGCGCGGGGCCACCUGCGGGGGGGUCGUUGGCCGCUGCCCCCCCAGGAGGCUGUGGAGUUGGGGGGGCUGCAGUGCCGUCUGCACUUCGGCCCCUUUCAGCCCGGGCAGCACUCGGCCGAGAGCCUGCGGCCGGCGCUGGAGGAACUGCUGCCCCCCACCCCCCGGGGACGGUUCUGGGGGUCCCUACGGCGCCGCCCCCCCGGACCCCCCCCCGAGGAACUGCUCAACGCCUUCAGCCGCACCCCCGGACCUGAGACCCCCCCCGCGGAGCUGCUGCGGAGCUUCCUGCAGGGCUGCCACCGCCUGCACGGCUACGGGUGUGCUUUUUUCCCAGGGGCCAUCGACCGCCCCCCCGGGGGGCUGCUGGGCCGGGGGGGGCUGCGCCCCGUCAACGUGGCCGUGGGGCUGGAGGGGGUCACCAUCAUCGACGCCCGGGAGAAGCACGUGCUGCUGACACUGUCCUACCCUGAGCUGAGCUGGGAGCUGGUGGGAGCCGUGGGGCAGGACGGGGACGCAGCCGAGGGGUUGGGGGGCGCGGACGCGGCGGAGCCCCCCCAGCUGUGGUUGGAGUUUGAUGGCGAACAGGAAGGCGCCCGCGUGAACCGACUGCUCAGGGUGCUGUCCCCACAGGCGGAGCUGAUGAGCGCCCUCAUCGAGUGCUGCAUUGCCCUGGGGGGCACUGAGCCCCCCCUGAGCCCCCCCCAGCGCCGCCCCCGCCCCCAGCGCUUGGCCACCAUCGAUUACGUGGAGGAUGGUGCGGAGCUGCGACGGGUGAAGCCCCCCCGGCGCUCAGCGUCGUUCUUUGGGCGCAUGGGGGUCCGGGGGGGCAGUGAGGAUGAGGCCGCGGGGGGGGCACCGGGAGCCCCCCAGGAUAGAACGGGAGAGCCCCACUGAGGGCUGGGAGCCCCUCCCAUGCACUGCCCCCCCCACCUCCCCCCCCCCCCAGUAAGGGCUGGGAGCCCCCCGGUAUGGACUGGGGAGGCACUGGGAGCCCCGGUAAGGAUUGCACCCCACACUCCCCCCCACGAGCCCAAAUUUGUUCCUUUUUCACCCCAAAACGACACCAGUGAGCACCGGAGUACCGCCCCAGUGUCACACUCCCCCACGUUGGGGCUAAUUUGGGGUUAUUUUGGGGGGUUAUUUGGGGUUAUUUUGGGGGGCUAUUUGGGGUGCAUUUGGGGCUAUUUUGGGGCACUUUGGGGCUAUUUGGGGGGCAUUUGGGGCUAUUUUGGGGCACUUUGGGGCUGUUUUGGUGCUAUUUUGGGGCUGUUUUGUGGGAGUUAAGGGUUAUUUGGGGGCAGUUUGGGGUUGUUUUGGGGUUAUCUGGGGGCAGUUUGGGAUAUUAAAGGGGGUUGGGGGAUAUUUUAGGGUUACUUUGGGGCAGUUUGAGGUUAAUUUGGGGCAGUUUGGGGCGAUUUCCGGGUUGUUUGUGGGAGUUUAGGGCUAUUUGGGGGCGGUUUGGUGUUCUUUUGGGGCGGUUCGGUGCUAUUUUGGUUCGGUUUGGGUCUUUUUGGGGCUAUUUGGGGACGGUCUCUGUGGCGCGGGGCACUUUGUGGGUUUUUUUUGGCAACGUUGGGGCCAUUUGGGGUCAGCCUUGGGCAAUCUGGAAGCUGUUGAGAGCGGAUCCGCGGUGCUUUGGUGCGGACUGAGGUGGCUUCAGCCUAUUUUGGGGCGGCUUGCAGCGAAUUUGGGGCAUUUUGGGGCCGAUUGGGGCCAUUUUAGGGCCGCUCGUCACAAAAUGGCGGCAGCACCACGUGACGGCGGCCAUCUUGGGGCCACCGCACAAAAUGGCGGCGGCGAGGCGGAGAGUGCUGCGUUCCUUCCUUGGGCCCCAUUUUUUUUCCCCCAUCACCGGGAGUUCGUCUUUAAAACCACUUUUUCUACAGUAUUUAUUUAUUUUUUUUUUCCCCACUGUGGCAAAACGUCCCCAUUGCGAAAUAGGUUGGUUUUCUUUUUUUCUUUUUUUUUUUUCCUUUUCUAAGCCAAAAAUCGGGUUUCUGCGGUGGGCACAGCAUUAUCGGUGUUCGGUAAUUACAAUUGUGGACACUUAAAUCACCCAAAGGUUGGAAGUUGAGCACUUUUACGAGCAAAACCUGCACGCAUUUUGUCCAAAAACAUUAAAUAUUGUAUUUAUUUGGGGGUGGGGGGGGACAUAUUUUGUGUGCUUGGCAGCGGUUCGUCAGGAAAAUGCCGCAGAACGGAGGCGGCUCUGUGAGAAAUGGUGGUUUUGGCGCAUUGAAUUUUCGUAAAACGGAUAUUUUUGUAGCUGAAGGGCACCGUUGGGGGGCGGGGUGCUGAUUUUGGGGAUAUUUGUGAGGUUUUAGGGCAAAAAUCUUGAGGGAAACUGAGAUGGGGGGGGGGGGAUUUGUGAGGUAAAAUGUGUCAGGAAAAUGGUUUUUUUGUUAAUAUUUGUAUGGAUUGAGCAGCCCCGCGAUAACAAAGAAUGAAGGGAGGGUUUUGUUUUUGUUCUUUUCUGAGGUUUUACCUCAAAAAUGGUGAGGGGAUCGGGGGGGCGGUCACGCUUGGAGCUGGGGUACAAAGGGGGCCGUUUUCUGAGGUAAAACAUCACAGAAAAAGGUUUUUUUGAGAAUUGUUUUUAACGAUUUGGGAGCCUUUCGAUAUGAAGAGGGAAAAAGGUGAAAAUUUAUUUAUUUUUUAUUAUUUUUUUUUUAUUUUUUCCCCGAGCUCCUUCGGGGAGCAGCCAUGGGCCCCAGGGGCCGCUUUUUUGGGGUAAAACACGGCAGAAGAAGGGACGUUGAGGGAUGUUUUCAGUAUUGAACCGCUCCUCGGUACGGAGGGAAGGAGAGCUGCCGCUUUUUCGGCUGCUUUUUUAGCCAAAUUCCUGAGGGAAAAGGGGCCAUUUUGUUCUGAGGAAACGCCUUGAAAAUGCCAUGGAAAAACUCCCCGGUGCCGCUCGUGUCAUCAGAGCGUUAAUUACGCUAAUUGGUGCUAAUGAGAGGUCUGCUGCGUUUUUGGGGCGUCCGUAAUCUUAGGGUGUUGCUACCUGGAGCGGAAAUGCCACAAAAUGCAGCAAAAUGGGGUUCGGUUUUCCCUUUAAAGGGCCCCGUGUGGCUGCAGCAUGACUCAGCACGGCUGCAGAACGGGCUGAAAUGGGGAUAUUUGGGUGCAUUUUGUGAAAAAUCGGGUGAGGGGGGAGGGGUGGGUUGGUGGGGUUCGAAGGGGGCUCGGAAACUGCUGAGAAAAGAGGAAAUGAAGUGGAAAAAUACAGACUUUUCAGCACUUUCCAGCUCACCGAGGGAAACGAGUGGAAAAAAAGGCACUUUUGGGCUUUCUCCUUUGUUUAAAAAAAAAAAUGUGGGUACUGAAAUUAGCGUUGGAUUUUUUCCCCCCACAGAUCUGGGGCCUUUUCUGGGGCGGAGAAGUGGCGGUUGGCAAAAUGCAGUGGGGGCAAAACCAGGGGAAAAUAAUAUGGAAAACAAGAAGAACAACAGCGAAAAUGCUGGAAAAUGGCGCCAGAAAGGAUGGAGAUGUUUAAAAUGGGGGGAGGGGAGGGGGGAGGGGGGAAGGAAGAAAAGAAAGGGUGAAAUUUAACCUUUUCCAUAGCAAAACAAAGGAGGGCUGACAUCUUCAACAGCGCUCCUUGGUGAGGAGUUUCGGGGAACCCCCUUCAUCCCCCCCAAAAAGGCUUUGUGGUGCACAAAGAUGGCUUUUCCUUUUAUUUUUUUUCUUUUCCCUUCUUUUCCCUUCUUUUCCCUUCUUUUCCCUUCUUUUCCCUUCUUCUUUCUUUUGCUUUUUUUGGCCGCCCUCAUUUUGGGACGUUUCGGGGGCGUUUGGGGGACUAUUUUGCCCUUCCCCCCCUCCUCCCCCCGCGGAGGCAGAGCCGCAGCACCGCCGCUCAGCCCUAUAAAAGCUCCGCCCCGGCGCGGGGCGUGCAGGGGAGCAGGGCAGGAGAGGCGCAGGGAGGAGCUGCAGAAAAUCACUGAAUUCUGCACAUUUCUGAGAUUUGAGAAUUUUGGGAGAGGUGCAGCGAGCGCUAGGCGCCUUCCUUCAGCCCCGAUUAGCUCUGCGGGCUGUUUUCUUAUAGCUCUGCUUUCCCCUUUGCUCGAGGUAGGGCUUUCAGAGGAGGAAAAUGAGAGAAGUGUGGAAAAACGUGAGCGUGGAGGAGCUGCAGGGAGGGUGAGCGAGAUGUGGGGCGAAAGCGGGGCUUUUCGCCAGCCGAAGAGAAGUGCAGGGGGAGAAAAGCGAACGCUGAGCUAAAAUGUGAAGUUCUGGAGUGAAAGAUGGCUCUGAGAGAAGAUGGAUGGAAGGAGGAGAAAUGGAGAGCGAAGAGGACAGGGAGAAAUGAGCAAGAUGGAAAAAAUGGGUGGCGGUGCGGAGUUGGAAGGAGUUUCAGAGCGAGGUGAGCAGCGGCUUCACGCCGACGUGGCCCCACGCCCACCCCAUGGCAACAGCCAAAAAGCUGCGUUCUUAACCCAAAACGUGGCAGCAGGAGGAGAGGCGUUUUGGUCCCCAGCGGCGCUGUUUUGAGGGCGUUGUAGGAAGAUUUGGGAUUUCGGAGCCGGGAGUGGAAGAGCGGAGGCGGCGACGAGGCAGGGAGGAGAAAUUUAGAGGAGAAAAAAGGACUUUUUGGUUCAAACUGCACAUGGGGCCCUGGGACAGAACGCGGAAGUCAGGAGAAAAUGGAAACAGGAGACAAAGAGGCAAUGAUGGCAAAAAUGGAGGAGAGGAGGAAGUAAUGGAAAAAAAAAAAAAAGGAGAACGUAAUAGGAAAAAAAAAAAAAAGGAGAAGAGAGGAUAAAAUAAUGGGGGGAAAAGGAAAAUAGGAAUUAAUAGAAAACGAGAGAAGAGAAGAAUAGGAAGUAAUAGAAAAAAAUAAAGUAGAAAUGGAAGAGAAAAUAGAAAAAAAUAGGAGAAGAGCAGAAAAUAGAAAAAAUAGAAAAUAGAAAAUGAUAGAAGAUAAAAUGGAAGAUUAGAAAAUAAUAGAAAAAAUGAAGAAAUUGAAGAGAAAAUAGAAGAUUAGAAAAUAGAAAAAAAUAGAGGAGAAAACUGAAAAAAAAAACAGAAAAAAGGAGAAAAAAGAAAAGUAGAGAAGAAUAGAAAGUAAAGAAGAGGAAGAAUAGAGAAAAUAGAAAGAAAGAAAAAUAGAAAAAGGAAAAAUAGAAGACAAUUAGAAAAUAGAAAACAGUAGAAAACAGAAGAAAAGUAGACAGAAAAUAGAGAAGAAAAUAGAAAAAAAAAAGUAGAAGAGAGAAGGUAGAAAAUAGAAAAAACAUAAAAGAAGGCAGUAGGGAAAUAAAGUAAAAAAGGAAGAAGAGAGGAAAAAUGAGAAAAAAAAAGGAGAAAAACAGAAGAGAGAAAACAGAAAAAUAGAAAAAAUAGAAAAAAAAACAAGAGAAAAUAGAAAAAAAAAGAAGAGAGGAGAAUGAAAGAAAAUAGGAAAAAAAAGAAGAUAGAAAAUAGGAAAAAAAAAAAGAAGAUAGGAAAGAAAGAAGAUAGAAAAAUAGGAAAAAAAAAGAAGAUAGAAAAUAGGAAAGAAAGAAAGAAGAUAGAAAAUAGAAGAGGGAAAUCAGGAUAAGAGAAAAUAGAGGAGAAGAGAAGAGAGGAAGAUAGAAAAGCAGCACGUAGAAGAAAUGGGAGGCGGCGGAGCGAGGAGUGGUUCCAGCCCGAAUGGAAGUGUAAAUUGGGGAAGAAAAGAGGAAAUUUGGUGAAGAGAGGAAGAAUAGGGCCCAGAGAAGAGAAGAUGUGGAAAAGCAGAGAGAAGGAAUGGAAGGCAAUGAGGCGAAGCAGCCGGAGCGUGGUGAGGCUGGAGGCGGAAUUCACCGAAUCAGCGGAAACGGCCCCAAAAGGAGCGGCGCGGUGAGGCCCCGCAAUGGGGCGGGGGGGGGCUCUUGUCGUUGCAGGCACUGCUUGGCCACAAAGCGCCCUGGAAUUCCCUGUGGUGGGGCAGAUUUUGGGAUAAAAAACGACGGAAAUGGUGAAUGUGUAUUUUUUUGGGGUGGGGAAAAAAAAAAUAGCAAAAAAUGUGGAAAAAUAAGAACGCAACCCCAAAUCCAACGUCAUCACGCUCCGGCUGUACAGUGUUGUAGGUACCGGUGGUGCACCGCAGAGUAAGUGCCAAAUCCUUGUUUUCUUACCCCAAAAUGUUGUGCUGGGGGGGAUGGCGGAGCAGGUGGGGAAAGGAGGAUAAAAAGGUGGAAAAAGGGAAAAGUGCUGUUUUCUUUUGUGGGGGUCGGGGGGGUGUUCGAGUGUGUUUCCCCCCUCAGGUGUGGCAGCAACAGGCGACAAAGUGGAGGAGCAAUUAAAAAAAAAAAAGCAUAUUAAGAUAAUUACGAUGAGAAAAUGAGAAAAAAUGGACCCUCAGGAUUUAAAGAUUUGAGCCAAGAAAGGGAAAUCUCAGCGGCCAGGAGCUUUUCUGCAGGGAGAUUUGAGGAUAAAACCCACAGAUUUGGGUAAUUGGGACUCUGAGAAGUAAGAAUUUUUUCUAAAUAAUUUAAAUUUUGGGGCGUUUCUGUGUAUUUUUGGCUGGUGGCUCGAUGGGGUCAGGGUUGUGUUGGGGGGGGGUGGUGUGUUUUGGGGUGUUCUCCGCCCUUUUCGCAGAUGCAGUGAUAGGAAGCAGCGGCAGCUUUGGAAGAACAGAUUCUGUGAAAAGCCGCUUUUUGUCCUCAAAAAGGAGCUGGAAAAUCAGGAGUGCAGCUUGUGCCAGGAGCUUCGCUUAACAAAAACAGCGUAACAAAAAGCCCAAACUGCCCCAAAAUGGCAGCGGGUGGGGGCGGGGCAGGGAGGGGGGGGUUAAUAUUCUGUGUUUUCAGGUUUUUCUCCGUAAAAGGCAGCAGGAAGCUUAAAUUUAGGCUUUAUGCCCCCAAACCGUGAGUUGUGAACGUAGGGAAGGGAGCGAGGCGGGGGGAGAAACGAGGCAAAAAGCCCAGGAUGGCUCCGUUUGCGAUGGUGGAAAGGAUGGCGCACCGGACUCCCUGAAUUCACCAAAACCUCCCCAGUUCACGAGGGGCGCGGUGGCGCGUUUUGGGGGGAAUUCCGGCAUUUUUGGAGGUUGGGACGCGCGGGAGGAGCUGGGCGCGCUGGGACCCCGCUUCUGUCCGAAAUUGCCCCAAAAACACCCCCACUCCCCCCCCUGUUCCGACGCGAGGGAUGCGAAAAGGGGCCGAUUGUGGACAAUGUAGCAAAAAGGAGUGCUUUCACCCCAAAUGGGGGCUGACGCAGGGGGUCUGUCUCGCAGGUGUAGCCUUGAACCGUCGGAUUUUGAGGGAAAAAAGGCAAAAAAAAAAAGGGGCGCUGGGUGUUGGCAGCAAGGGAUCUUCGCACAGAUCAGUGAGAGCACCAAAACCGCAGGAAAUUGCCCCAAAACCGAGGCAGCGUGGACGCCCGACACGAAAAGGCAGAGAGAGCCCGGCAGCAAAACCUCCCAAAAAACGUGUAGGAAAGGGAGAAAAUAGGUAUUUGUGCUGUUUUUCACCCAAAUUGGAGAUCCGGAUAGAUUCGGGGCCGUGGUGUCAGAAUGGUGGUGUUUCACCCCGGGUGGGUCGUCCCCAUCAGCCCAAGUUUUGCUUGUUUUCCACCCAUUUAAAAAUGAAAAACAGUGGCUGAAAGUGCCCCAAAAUGGCAGAAAAUGCCCCCAAAAUGAGCAGUCUGCACAGCAGUGCACGGCUCCGUGCCCUUCAGCGGGCAUUGCAGUGGAAGAAGUUGGUUUUUGGUGACAGCAGUGCUGUGCACUGAGGGGAGGGAGGGGGGGUUUGUGACCGUUUCUCAGUUUUUCUCCCCAAAAACGGCAGUGGUGGUGCGGGGUUCUGGGGGGGUUUGUUGUGUUUUGUUGUUUUUUUUUCUCCCCCCCUCCCCACUCUCCAUUGAGGCAGCGCCGCAGCGACAUAAAAUGGCCCCAAAUCGGCCCAAAGAGGAGCAUUGCUAAAAAAUGACUAAAAAU